Messenger RNA from Ceratina calcarata, 3133 nucleotides. RefSeq lists its product as uncharacterized. The record is from RefSeq and is a predicted model, not a curated record. The transcript has 7 exons. The coding region runs from base 1 to 1482 and encodes 493 amino acids. Gene Ontology annotation, biological process: regulation of DNA-templated transcription. NCBI's taxonomy places the organism in Eukaryota, Metazoa, Arthropoda, Insecta, Hymenoptera, Apidae. Gene Ontology annotation, molecular function: DNA-binding transcription factor activity.
AUGUUACCAAAAGUAUUUAAACGUUUCUCGCCGGCAACCAGAAAUCGUCGUUACGUAAAACAGUUCUCGCGUUCCAAGUGGAAGGUACAACACCGAUCGUGUCAGGGAGGAUUGGUAUCCAAAAUCCCUCCUGUUUACGAACGCCCAACGGCCAGCAACAUUUCAUUUGAGACAGGAGGCGUGUUUAACGUAUCAAAGCCAUGCAACCGUCAGUCGCGCCCGUCAUCUGCUUCUCGUGGCGUGAGAUCGUGGCCGCUCGAGGAAGAAUCCUCAACAAUGGAUACAGUUCCUUUGCUAACACCGACCAUGGAAACCGAAUUGCUACAAGAGCCAUGGGUGUUCCCGCAGCCAAAAACAACCGUGCCGAAGGCCGAGGACAAAACAGCAUCCUCCACAUGGGAGGAGAACUUUCAGGACUUAAGUGGUUGGUGCAUAAUGGAUCCGUUCCAGGGUCAUUGCGAUUUUCCUACAGGUGAAUCUCCUACUUUUAAACUAUCAGGUACGAAAUACGAGGGUAAGAGUGGUUUGUCGUCAGAAGAGGGGGUAUUAAAGUGGAGCACGAAAAUGAAUACAGCUGAGACAACCGAACAUUCAAGUGAUAAUUCUCACAACUUGCAACCAACAUUAAACGUAACUAGCAAACAGGACAAGGAAAAUAGUUAUACAGUGUCAAGCACGUCCAAUUUGUGGUUGAAGAUAUCAAAAGGAACGACAGUAACAGAAAACACAAGCUCAAACAGAACGAUGGAAACCAAUACGAACAUUAGCGCACCAUUCCAAUCCAGGUAUCAGAUAGGGGAGAUUGAUUUGAACGAUACUUGUCCGAUUAAUUUCGAUCCGACUGAGAAUCAACGUGAAACGUGGGAUAUGUUACGAACGGUUGAAACAACCGGCUCGGAUACAUUCGAUUUAUUGUCGUACCUUUGCGAUGAUGAGAUGCGUUCUCCAGAAGGCAGCGUUUCAACAGAUUCUUCAAUAGUAUCGAAACCGUGGUCGUCAUCUUCGAAAUUGUCGACGACCUUACCAGAAACCACCGUUAAGGUAAAAACGGAGGAGGACGCCGUCAUGCAAGAAUGUUCGGGGGUAUCAACAACGUCGAUGGUAACGUCCACGACUACAGAAACUCCUGUUGUAAGCACUCGGAGAACCGAACGGCCGAGGAGGUCUGUUACCACUAAAGUAGAGAAACCGUAUACUAAAGUAAAACGCGAGAAACCGGCGCGAAGACGGUAUAACACCAUUGACAGCGAUUCGGAUGAUCAUUCGUUCGUUUCACACUAUCGGGAGUCAAGGGAGAAGAACAACGAAGCGUCGAGGAAGUCGAGGAUGAACAAGAAAGCGAAGGAGACGGAGAUGGCGGUGAAGGCGAACGAGUUGGAGAGGGACAACAGGAUAUUAAAGAUGAAAGUCGAGGAGCUCGAAAAACUCGUGACAUCGAUGCGCAGUGCGUUAUUGAGGUCUGCUUUGAAGAGGGAGUUUUAAUAGCCGCGUUUAUUUCACACGUUGUUAAAUACGUAUAUUCUAUGUUGGAUAUUGUCGCGUGACACCGCGUUGUUGUACUUUUCAAUCCUCUUUUCUUUUCCUUUUUUUAAUCACCGUUUAUUUCUUUCGAGUGUCCUAUAUAUAUAUGUUUCUGCGACACGAGAAGGAACGAUGCAUUAUUUUCAUCAUCUAUAGAUACAUCCAUGUAUAAUCGUUACGAAGAAUGAGUUGAAAAAUUGUGUUCCUAUUAUUGCAUUAUGCGUUCUUCUUAUACCUUAUUUCUCUCAUUUUUGUGUUUGAAGAUGAGAUUAUCUACGUAUGCAGAUUCGUAACGUUCGAAGGAUGUAUUCGUUAACAUUCUACGUAACUGUUUGUUGCACAAUCUUUACGUAUCAGUUUCGUUUUGUUUACGAAGUUAUGUACGAAAUGUUUUAUAAUGAUUAUAAAUGUUUCAUCAUUCGCCUUACCCAGUCGAAGAGAAACGAGAAAAAAGAUAUUUUGGUAAAGUAGGUGAAGUUUGGGAAUACUUGUAACUUGUAAAACAAAUGGUAUCUUUUUAGAGAUUUACAGAGAACGAAGGAUUACAUAAUCAUAUUUUGUUCAGCCUUGUAUUGUACCUGAUAAAAAGUAUAAAUACAUUUAGAGGUCGGAACAAGAUAAAUUAUGAUUGGCGAGAAUAUAAUUUUUUACUGGCGUGGGCACAAUAGUGGCAUGAUGUACAAUUAAUCUCCAAAUAAAGAACAUGCUUGAAAAUCUACCUCGUAUUAAAGAAAAUUAUUUUCGUAGACACGCGUUCAAACAUUACCUCACGCUUUGCUGUAUUUUAACUACUCCCAUUUACCGAAUUCUGUUUAUAAAUAAAUAGUGGAUGAUUCCAUCGCUUAACAUGGUAUUAUCAAAAUAUUGUCUAUUAUUAAGCAAUGGAAAAUAGUAUGCAGCUUGAGAGUAAAAUAAAUAUCCACAAUUUUAUUUCCUCGCUCACUUAAAAGAAUGUAGGAUACAUAAUUCGCACUUAGAUUAUUAUGUAUGAUAUGUUACUUAUUGUGAAUGCUAUGCAGUAAAAAUAUGCGCUGAACGAUCGAAAAUAUUGAAGUUUGCCUAAUCAUGUAAAUAAUGAUGAACUAAUAUAGAUAUAUAGAGGAGACGAAUAUUUUUUGUAUAGUCAGAUUUUUAUCCACGUGAUAUCUAUCUCUUAAGAAGGGUAGGUAGCUGUAUUUUAAUGUUACAUAGAAUUAGGGUUGUAGAUAAAUGAUGAAAUCUUUAAUUCGAUUGAACACCAAUUAGCAAUUAACGUUUAGUUUUCGAUUCGGAUAACCCUAAUUAAGAAUUAAAAUUAUUUAAUUAGCGUAAUAAAAACUAAUUCAUAGAAAUUCGAAUUAACGAUUGAAUUUUAAUUAUUAAUUAAAGAAUACCCGAAUUGUCGAUUGAGACUUAGACGAAUUUAAUCGUUAAUUGUUAAUGCGGUAAUUAAAAAAUCUGCAACCCUGGAUAGAAUGUUAGGGGUUCAAUUGGAACUCCAUAUUUUACUUCACUCUCAGUUUGCGAUUGUUUCAAGUAUGUAAAUCACGAAAAUUCUGUAUGUAGGCUGUGUAAACACGAACUCUAAAGAUGUAAUCGCUUUGUUAAUAAAUGUAAUCAUAUCUUCCACAAA